AUGGAGUUUGUCAAGCAGUUGUUUGACACCUUUGCCAGAGAUCCCGAACCUCUUCACUUGGGCUGCCUACGCAACAAAAACGAUACGAACCCUGACUUAUCGGAUGUGGAGCUAUUCGGUGCCCUACCAACAGGAGAUUUGUGGGAAGAUGCGAACCUGCCUUCAGUCUACUUCUACCUCAGACGAAAUCGAUAUCUGGUGAUACCUCCUUCGUGGGCAGCCCAAAUCGAACUCUUUGAUAAAGAACUGGAUGCCAAGGCUGCCGAAGCCAACCUCCAGGAGCUUCAGCAACAGCUGUCGCAGACAGCCCCCGAGCCCAUCCCAGCUGCUCAACCAGGUGCUCCGGCUUUCGCUACUGCCAGUGGCAACUUCGAGGCCGGCAAUGCCAAGAAGAGUCUAGGCCGGAGCCACACCGAACAGAUGCUCCGGGCAUCCUCGAAGUUUGGGCUCAGUGAGCCCACAGAGAUCGCCACGACCCCGCGAAAGCACUCCCCUUCUGAGACCGUCAAUAUUGAGGACAGCCCGGCCGGGAAACAGUUGUUCGCAAGCAACAGACGAAGCCCCAAGUCGAAGCCCACUGCCAAAGCUGCACCAAAGCCCGAGGGCUACUGGAAGCUACUUGUCGAAACAGUGGUUCGUCGCCACUUCAUGCCCAACGCCAAGGGAGAGGUCAAGGUCACCCCGAGAGUGCUUGAGAUGGGUGAGCAGCUACGAAAGCUGCUCCUCGAGCAUGGGUCCUUCGACAAAAUCGAGGGAGUUUUGGAGAGGUGGCACAUCCAGAAGAAGCAGUCUCAGGAGAACGGCGGUACGGUCACGAAGCAGUGGCUCAUCGAUGUGCGGAAGUACUCAUCGACCAUGGCGGAUAAUGCCUUUGACUGGGCAAGGCGCCAUGGAAGAGUCUACAAGUCUGAGAUCCAUGGCGAAGAGGAAGCGGAUAUCCCACUCGAGAUGCUUUGGUCUAAGACCAAGGAGACAGGCAACAAGACGAGCUUCAACAGUGCCUUCAGUAUGGAAGAUCCAGACGGUGCCCUUCUGGAUGAGAAGAACGAGGACCUGGGCAAGUCGAGCAUAUCGGCUGCCCAGAAGCCCUCUGAUUCUGUGGCUACAGCCCAGGCUGGAGCUUCCUUCAAGAUGUGCUUCCCCAGCCUGCAGCAGAAUUCCUCGCCCCUUACCCUCUUGUCCUCCUACAUCUGUGUGCUCGGCAAGAAGAUCGAUCUUGCUGAAAAAGAGAAGGACAAGCUGUCGGCCAAGACUGCUGGCGGCAAGCCGAUGGGCAAAGCCUCGGAGUUGUGCAAGAAUCUCGACUGCUGUCUGACUGACAUGAACACCUGCUACAAAGAGCUCACGGAUGUGCAAGCCAGUCCUGCAACCACGUGCGAUGACCAAGAGGAUGGCCUCGUGGAUGAGUUGCUGACGGGCGACUGGGUUUGGCUGCGAAAAGCCUACUGUCUUAUCACUGGCUUCUCGAGCAACCGAGUGUGCCAUUUCUGUGAGCAGGAGGAUUGGUACAACUCGACCUCCACAUCUGACAUCCGCCAGUGGACAAGAGACGUCAUUGAUGAAGCCGAAGAUCCCUGGAAGGAUGAGCUAAGCCCACUCCGUAACAUCCCAGGAGCUGAGGACCCCUGGAGAGUUCGAACUGACCCUGUCCACACAUUCCAUAUUCAGGGAGUCGGCUCUUCAACGGCUACUUCGGCUAUCGUUUUGCUUUCGCGGCUGCAACUGUUUGCUGGCAGAUCUACGCAGGACAGACUUGAUGCCAUGUACGAUAAUUUCAUCGCUUGGUGCUCCAAAGCCGGCAAAUCCACCAGCCUCGAUGGAUUUUCUUUGCUGAAAUUCAAGAUGAAGACGCCACUGACCUGA
Messenger RNA from Symbiodinium sp. CCMP2592, 1863 nucleotides. The record is from the annotation of a GenBank genome assembly. Lineage: Eukaryota; Dinophyceae; Suessiales; Symbiodiniaceae.